CCUUUUGGAAAGACCUAGGGUUCGUUCUCCCUAAGCGGAAGUGACAACUGUUGUACUCCCCUGACAGGACUUGGCGCCCCGUCGGAGAUUAGAUAAGAUAGAGGAAGCGUGGGAUGUCUCCAUCUCUGUUUUGACGACAUGUCUGUCCCUCUCCUAACCUCCUUCUGCCACCCCGCCGUGCCAAGCUUUGAAGCAACAACCCAAUCCACAGCCAUGUCAAAUCGUGGAGGCCGAGGUGGAGGCAAAGUCUUCCGGGGAGGAGGAAGAGGUGGGGGCGGUAGCGGGAGCGGUAGCGGUAGCGGCGGCGGCAGCGGUGGCAGCGGUGGCAGCGGUGGCAGCGGUGGUGGUGGCCCCGGUCGAGGCGGUCGUUCGCACUCGGGACCGUGGGGCAGACUCAAGCCCGUCGACUUAGACCCCCUCGACAGCUUCGGCCUCCCCUCCAAAGGCGACACAAGGCUCCUCGACUUCAAGACCCAGGAAAGGUAUUACACUAAGAUCGUCGAGCGCUACAUGACCUUCUGCUCCGACGCCGGCGAGCGCGACGAGCUCCUCCGCCGCUUCGCCUCGCUCGAUCUCAAGGAAUACCCCUCCGUCUCCGCCGCGUCCUCGCCACGCCUCGACGACCCCGCCAGCACAAAGGCCCUCUCCGACGUCAUGAUGGCCCUGCGCAAGCUCCGCGAGGGCAUCGUGGCCUCAAAACGCACAGACGAGUUUGCCAUCCAGGCCUACCUCUUCAAUAUCCGCCUGUCAGUCCUGAUUAAGCACCCUGAGUCGUACCACCCGGCCAUCCUGCACGUGCUCCGGACAAUACACCCGGCCCGGAACCUGACGAGCGUCGAGCUGCAGGAGGUCCUGGGCUACCUCGUCCUCGACGCCGCCUGUCGCAGGGGUGACCUGGCCGAGGCGUACGCGAUACGGCACCGGUACGCGCUGCAAGACGCAAAGGUGGAUGCCGUGCUGGCGGCGUUGGCGCACGACAACUACGUCGCGUUCCGGAGGGUGCAGAGGAACGUCGACGGGCAUCGCGCGAAGCUGUUGGAGUUCGCCGAGGGUGAGAUGCGUACGCAUGUCCUCAAGUGUUUCGGGAGGACGUACCUGGCCGUUGACCAGGACUGGUUGGAGAAGUGUGCCGGCGAGAGCUGGGAGGCGUUGACGAGGGAUCGCGGUGUCGGAUGGGAGCUCGACGGGAAGAAGGUUGUUAUUCGAAAGGUCAGGGCUAAGUGAAGAGCAUGGUGGGGGGAAAGGAGGAUAAGGAAAUGUGUGCAUUUGAUACCCCUGAUUAGAAAGCGUUCGAGACUUGAGCUCUGGACGGCACUUUGAGCAACAUUGAAUAUCCGUUAUUAUGGAGCGUGAUGCCGGUUUGUGCAAGGCUGUAUCCCAAGGAGCACAAGGUCUAGCUGUGCAUUGUUCUUUCUAGGGGGCUCAUGAAGGGACGCUAACAUACAA
This is a messenger RNA of Colletotrichum destructivum, 1446 nucleotides long. RefSeq lists its product as uncharacterized. The record is from RefSeq and is a predicted model, not a curated record. Bases 139 to 1224 code for a protein of 361 amino acids. The transcript is spliced from 2 exons. Lineage: Eukaryota; Fungi; Ascomycota; Sordariomycetes; Glomerellales; Glomerellaceae.